CAGGAUAAAAGCUUAAACGCCAGUCUCUGAGGCGUAUUACGGAGUCCAUUCUCUCUGUGCGUGUGUGCGUACUGUCACAUCGUCGUUGUCUCAACCCAAAGUUGUAAAACACGGGGUCUCGUCUUUUCACAAUCCAAGCUCUGUCCGUUGAUGUUAAGUUCAUGAGGAAUUCAAAGCCGAGACUGUGUCCUCCAUUGGCACCGGAAGCAAGGGUAUCGGUACCUGGUGAAGCCAGAUAUAGUGGCAAACCCUUUUCCUGCCUCUUUACCUAUGUGAAGGUUGCGUCUGGGCUGUUAACACCGAAGACACGAAUAUCCACGUAGUACUUGAUCUGUGUGCGAACGUGAUAGACCGCAUUGGUCGCUUCCCCUGAAGUCAAAACAGAACAAACAUGUAGCAGUCAACGAGUAUUUGAGCUCACCGUAAUGGCUGCCUACGCGGGGAUGAACUCCUAUUGUGGCAUAUGAUUCGUUGACUUGCUUACGUGCUGAGUCUUUUUCGACUCGAACGCCCUCCCCAAGGUGGAUUCGUUGUCCAUGGAGGUCAAGGAUGAAACCAAGAUCCGAUGGUGUCACAAUCUCAUGAUCGUCAGACGCGACCUGGUAUUUGAGCUUGUCGCCGUCGACGAACAUACGCAUCUCGACUGGUGGCACAUAGGGCACCGAGGGGGCGAGCAUUGUAGUGUCGAACACGUAAUUGAGGCGAAAGAAAGAGUUCGCACGCAUGUAUCAGUUUUUUAUCGCAUAGACGGACUGCAUUCUCAGAACUCCGCGUCUGUGGGCAGGUAGAUGGACAGACAACAUUCGGCCUCACGUUCACAUGGGUGAGAAGC
Vitrella brassicaformis is the source of this 832-nucleotide messenger RNA. Lineage: Eukaryota; Vitrellaceae. The record is from the annotation of a GenBank genome assembly.